UUACUUGCUCCCACUAAAAGCUGGCGUCAAACCAUCUCUGAUUCUCACCAAAAGGAAAAGCGCUGUUAAAUUUAACUAAUUGGCUUGCUUCCUAUCUGGAUAUUUUGUAUAGCACUAUUCCUAUUGUUCUAAAACCAAAUUCACAAAUAUAUAUUUAAAGCAAAAUGGCACCAAAAAGGGGCAUGAGUAGGGAAGAGGUAAAGCGCCUGAGUGCGCUCUUUCGCACCUACGAUGUGGAUAACUCGGGGCGGAUUGAAAAACAUGAGUUUUCUACUAUUUGUCAGGAGCUCCAUGUCCCGUCCAAAGAAGCAGACAGCAUAUUUGACCGCCUGGACGUCGACAAAGACGGCACAGUGACCUUGGAGGAGUUCAUCAGCGGCUUCAAAGAGCGACACCAGGAGAAAAAAAUGGCAUCAACAAGGGGCAUGAGCCAGGAAGAAAUAAAGCGCCUGAGUGCACUCUUUCAUGCCUACGAUGCGGAUAACUCGGGGUGCAUUGAAAAACAGGAGUUUUUUACUAUUUGUAAGGAGCUUCGUGUCCCGUCCAAAGAAGCGGACAGCAUCUUUGACCGCCUGGAUGUGGACAAAGAUGGCACGGUGACCUUAGACGAGUUCAUCAGUGGUUUCAGAGAGCGACACCAGGAGAAAGAAGAUGACAAAGAAGACGAGAACUCCUCAGAAAGUGAGGAAGAGUUUUCGAUGAACAGGGAACAGGUCAUAUCCAGUCAGCCACAUCCCUCCGUCAAGGGGAUGAGCGCAGAGGAGCAGGAGCGGCUGCGCUCCCUUUUUAACGCCUACGACGUGGAUAACUCCGGGCAGAUCGAGAGACAAGAGUUUCUGACCAUCUGUGCGGAGCUGCAGGUGUCCGCGGCCGAGGCCGACCGGAUAUUUAGCCGGCUGGACGUCGACAACGACGGAACCGUCACCCUGCUGGAGUUCAUGAGCGGCUUCCACGACCGGUACGGAGAGGACAUGGAGUCUGAAGGGGGCGACGUGUCCGCCGCCUGGGAGCACUUCGAGAGGAGGCUGGGGGAGCAAGCCAAGUUCAUCCCCAGGCAUGAACAAGCAGCUACGUUGUACCAGAACAUCAGUCUGACUGAGCCCAGACUGAUAAACCAGUUUGAGAAGGUCAUCCUGAACUUCACCAAAGAGAUCAAACAGCAGAACUCAGAGAUGGAGAACCUGGCCCUCGCCAUCAAACGAGCCCAGGACCAGGCUUCAAUGCAGCUCAGUGAGAUGGAGGAUGAAAUGGACCAACGCAUCCAUGCUGCAGAGAGAAAAACACGAGAGCAGGAAAAGAGGAAAACAGAGGCUGCGCUCAGUGAGUUACGGACAAGUUAUGAAACUGAAGUCUGUGAGCUGCAGUGUAAAAUCCAGAAGAUGAAGAUGAUAGAAGAAAAGUACAAGAACAUCACUGUGAAGGAUGAGAGCCCGGCCCUGAAGAAGAAAAUCAAUGAGCUAACACUGGAUAACCAGAAGUUAAAACAGGAGCUGUUGAAGUCUCAGACCAAAGUCGCCUGUCUGCAUAGCGAGAUGGACUCACUAAAGACGGAGCUUACCGAUCAAAGCAUCAACAAUGAACAAGAUGAGGAGCUCAUGAGACAAUUCGCUGAUGAGCGAGACGCUCUGGAGAGCCAGAUCGAGAUUCUGCAGACGGCCAACAGGAAGCUGCAUGACACCAACGAUGGCCUAAGAGCUGCCUUGGAAAGGACCUGCAGGUCUGGUAACGGAGGGUCACCAGGAGAUCUAGCAAACAGAAACAGAAGUAAAAGCAUCUGCUACACAUCACCCUACGCAGUAAUGGAUAGGUUCUGCCAGCGUGUGGAUGACUUCCCUCUGUACAGCCGCCGGCCCAGCUGUGACACUCUGGCCUUGGCAAUGUGUGACCCGGGCCUGAGGCGAAGACACAGCAGUGAGUGCGAAGAGGACAGCCUGCCGGAGAUCUACGUGGACAGCGGCCUGUCGACACUCAGAGGUUCCCAUGGAGGCUACGAUUCAGAGCAGGAGGUCAAAGGUCAAGAUGAAGAGGACAAGGAAGAGAGGGAGGAAAAGAAAGUGGAGGAGGACAACAAUGACAGCAUGAUGGGAGAAAACUCUGACACUGAGCCAGCAGAAACUCAGGACACUGAAUCAGCAUUCGGGUCAGACAGCAGCUCAGUUUUGGACUGGAAGCCACCUGAACCCAAACCUGAAGCCCCGACUAUACGGAAAGCUGUCAGUGCCCUCAGUAUUCAGAAGGACAUUAACGAAAGCUCAGACCUGGGCUACAUGACGUCAGAAAAGGCGUACAGGAUCGUGCUGGCUGGAGACGCUGCCGUGGGAAAGUCCAGCUUCCUGCUUCGUCUCUGCAAGAACGAGUUCAAGUUAGACUCCAGCGCAACACUGGGAGUGGAUUUCCAGAUGAAGACAUUCAUUGUAGAUGGAGAGCCUGUUUUACUACAACUAUGGGACACUGCAGGACAGGAGAGGUUUCGCAGCAUUGCAAAGUCAUAUUUCCGCCGGGCGGACGGGGUGUUGCUGCUGUAUGAUGUCACCUGUGAGAAGAGCUUUCUUAAUGUUCGAGAGUGGGUGGACAUGAUCGAGCAGGAUGUGUCCCAGGAGGAUGUUCCCAUCAUGCUCGUGGGAAACAAAUGUGAUCUUAGACAAGAUGGAACUAACUGUGUCCCAACCAGCUACGGAGAGAAACUGGCCAUGACAUACAACACUCUGUUCUGUGAAACGAGUGCCAAAGAUGGCUGCAACAUCGUGGAGGCUGUGCUGCACCUGGCCAGGCAAGUGACAAAACAGGCUGCCUUUGAUGAGAAGAGUCACCAUCAGUCGCUGCCCAACUUAGACGCUCCGAGGAAGAAGCCAAACUUCUCCUGCUGCUCCUGAUCAGAUUCAUCAGACCUGGACAACAUUACAGGUGGAUAAAAGGACUAAAAAUGCAGAAACCUGCCAAAACAUGAAUGAGAAUGAGGAACAUAUCAUCAUUGUUAAUAACCAAAAUAGUUUAACUCAUGGAUAAAGUGCACAAACAACAAUGGGAUCACAGCAGAAAACCCAAAACUUCUUACAUAAAUUCAGAUGCAUUUUUCUCAUUCAAGGUUAUUUAAACGUGAUGUAUUGUGCCAGUUAGUUCUCAUUCACUGUUCGUACUUAAACCCACGGAAAAGUAAUGCACUGUAAAUCGUAUAUAAACCAUGUAAUUUUGAGGGGGCGGUUAUCAUGUGACCUGUGCCCUGCAGAGUGCCCUCCAUCAUAUGACAGGAGUGAAGAAGGGGAGUCUGGCCGUGUAGUGUAAAGAGCAACAAAGUCCACACAGGGAGGUGGUAGGGGUGGUGGGUGGGUUAAAAAUAGGGCUGUCAGCAUUAACAACAAUGCAAUUAAGGUUCGUACGUAGCACGUUAUUUAUUUUAUCCGCUUUAAUUGCUGGCCGACAUUCCUGUCUUUAAGAGGCCGUACUCGGCCGAGUUUUAAAGCUACACUGAUGAUACUGCCAUCACGUGAGACUAGAGGAGGAAUCCAGUGGUGCCAACCAUGUCAUGCUAGCUUCUCAGUAAGGGGGCCAAAUAAUGCUUCAGAGUUAGAAUAAGUUCUGGCAAUGGAAAAACAGCUUGUUCAUUACACAUGGGUCCCUUGACCUCUGACCUCAAAAUAUGUGAAUAAAAAAAUGGGUUCGAUGGGUACCCAUGAAUCUCCCCUUUACAUAUAUGUCCACUUGAUGCUAGUCCCCUGCAGUUUUUUGCUGUAAUUUGAUUCUUAAAUGAGACAGUCUGGUAAGAAUUGUUUUGCCUUGCCAAUAUUGACUUCAUAACUGUUUUGAAAUGCAAAAUAAUGGCAUUUAAAUGUGAUUAAAAAUGUGAUUAAUCACUAUUAACU
Molecule: messenger RNA, 3860 nt
Organism: Plectropomus leopardus (leopard coralgrouper)
Lineage: Eukaryota; Metazoa; Chordata; Actinopteri; Perciformes; Serranidae
Gene: rasef
Product: RAS and EF-hand domain containing
Molecular function (GO): calcium ion binding; GTP binding; GTPase activity
Source: RefSeq, a predicted model, not a curated record